Messenger RNA from Humulus lupulus (European hop), 2749 nucleotides. Its product is annotated as pentatricopeptide repeat-containing protein At1g08070, chloroplastic-like. The coding region runs from base 252 to 2078 and encodes 608 amino acids. Gene Ontology annotation, biological process: RNA modification. NCBI's taxonomy places the organism in Eukaryota, Viridiplantae, Streptophyta, Magnoliopsida, Rosales, Cannabaceae. The transcript has a single exon. Gene Ontology annotation, molecular function: RNA binding; protein binding. The record is from RefSeq and is a predicted model, not a curated record.
CAUGUGGGUGUAAUAUUUGCAAAAAAAAUUCAUCAAAUAUGCCUCUUAUAAUUGGUCAAAUUGCAAGAGCAAACACAUCAACAAUAAAAAUUGACCAAGGAGUUAAAUGCUAACAAAUAGUAAAAAUAGGUUGUUAUUUUUCUCAUUAUAUAAUAUCUUGGGGACCUAUCUGAUAUUUUAUAUAAUAAUAUAUUAAAAUAUUAGUGUGUAGUGACAGUUAGUUUGGUUGCUUCUUCCUUGUUCUGAUCUUCAUGUCGACUUGUAUGACCAGCUACUGGGCAACCACAAAUUACGUCAACUCCCGAGCAUUUUGGUUCGCCAGCGGCGGACCCAAAUCGGAAAACCUUAGAAAUCUCCGGCAACUCCACGCCUUUGUACUCAAAACUACAACUUUCCCUCUCUCUCUGCCGACCCUUGAACUCAUUUCUUCCUCUAGAAAUCUGGGUUACGUAUGUUUUAUCUUAAAGCACUUGGAAAACCAGGACCUCGGCCUCGACCUAUGCAAUGACAUCGUUCGGAGACUUUCUUCCAGCUCUGCCAACGACAAUGGCAACCCACUUCGAGCUGUCGUUUUGUUUCGCGAGAUGCUUGUCAAUGGCUUCCGUCCUGAUAACUAUACGGUUCCUUAUGCUCUCAAGGCCUGUUCCCAGUCUCGGGCGCUCAGAGAAGGUGUCCAGGUUCAAGCUUAUGCUGUCAAGACUGGGCUGGUGUACACCAAUGUGUACGUGAAGAACACUCUCAUCAGGCUUUAUGCUGUUUGUGCGUCUGUGAGUUCCGCCCGCAAGGUGUUUGACGAAAGUUCUCUGAGGGAUGUGGUCUCUUGGACCACGCUCAUUCAGUGUUACGUAAAGAAUGGUUUUGCCAGGGAAGCUAUUUUGACUUUCUUUGAGAUGUGUGAUGCCAAACUGAAAGCCGAUGAGAAGACAGUGGUUAUCAUUCUCUCUGCUUGUUCGAAGCUUGGAGACUUAAAAUUAGGUAGAAAAAUACAUGACUAUAUACUGGACAAUGGGGUUCCCUCAGACGUGUACGUGGGCAAUGCACUGGUUGAUAUGUAUCUUAAGUGUGGUGAUGCUGACUCCGCACACAAAAUAUUUGAUGAAAUGCCAGUCAAAAAUGUAGUUUCUUGGAAUUCUUUGAUAUCAGGAUUGGCUCAUCAAGGUGAAUUCAAGGAUGCAAUGGAUAUGUUUCGGAAAAUGCAAAGCAUAGGGGUUGAGCCCGAUGACUUUACGUUGGUGGGUGUUUUGAAUUCCUGUGCAAAUCUUGGAUUGCUUGAGUUGGGGAAGUGGGUUCAUGAAUACAUUGAUAAAAAACAGAUUGAGGCUGACGGGUUUAUAGGGAAUGCACUGGUGGAUAUGUAUGCUAAAUGUGGAAGCAUAGACCAAGCCUUUAAAGUGUUCCAAGGCAUGAAGCGUAGAGAUGUGUAUUCUUACACUGCCAUCAUUGUAGGCUUAGCUAUGCAUGGAGAAGCGAAAAGGGCACUGGAUAUAUUCUUUGAUAUGCCUCAAAGAGGUAUAAAACCAGAUGAGGUGACAUUUAUAGGUGUUCUAACAGCUUGUAGUCAUGCAGGUCUUGUGGUGGAAGGAAGAAAAUACUUCACGGAUAUGUCACGUGUGUAUAAUCUUAGACCUCAAACAGAACACUAUGGCUGCAUGGUCGACCUUUUAGGUCGUGCUGGACUAAUAGAGGAAGCACAGGAGCUUAUUGGAAACAUGCCAAUGGAGCCUGAUGCUUAUAUCUGGGGAGCCCUUUUGGGAGCUUGUAGGAUCUAUGGGUGUGUUGAACUUGGAGAAGAUGCAAUGAAAAAGUUACUGAAGGUGGAGCCAGAGAGAGAUGGUGCAUAUGUACUUAUGUCAAAUAUAUAUUCAUCUGCAAAUAAAUGGAGGGAUGCAGUGAAGUUAAGAAAGGAAAUGAAAGACAAGAACAUGAAGAAAACUCCAGGGUGUAGUUCGAUUGAACUUGACGGUGUAGUUUAUGAGUUUCGAAAGGGUAGUAAAUCACACGCAAGAAGUAAAGAGAUAUACAAGCUGCUGGAGGAAAUCAUGAGCCACAUAAAGAACUUCGACAACUUGGCACGCUGAUGAACAGGAUGAUUUUAUACAGAGAAGACCAACCACCCAAUUGUUUUAUUUGUUGGCCACGUUUGGUUCGGUUCCCUAGUUCAAAUUCACGAACCUGGUCAUUCAUUCAUCAACUUCAUAGUAGGAUAUUUUCAUUGCAGAACAUCAUAAUGUAAAUGUUGAGCUGCAACUAAGUGGAAUACAACAAUGAGAGACACCCUUAUCCAAAAUUGUCAAUUUGAAGUGGGAGAUGAAGAUUUUGGGUUGAUGUUAAAUUGGUCAAUUAAUGGCCUGUUUAUGUGUUCGAGAUUUUAAGAGUAGAUUACCGUACAAGAAAAGAAAAGAGUUGAGAAAAAGAAGGCAAUGAGUCACACAAAUAUCUUGGCUCCUGCAAAGUGUAUAGUUUUGUGGCUAAACUAGGGAUUUGAAAUAUUAUUAGUUUAUCCCAUAAUGCCGCCACCCAAGAAACGUGUUGUACCGCCACAUCCUUGUAGAUGAAGAUUUCUUAAUCAAAUUCUAUUCAAACUCAAAUAACUCUUAUUUUGUUUGCACGUUUGAUGAGCACUCAAAUCUAGAAUAUUGUUGUUAUAAAUGCUGAAGAGAAUUCUUUUAAUCAGCAAACUAUCACCAUAGUUGUGUAACUAUUGACAUGAUUUCAAAAUUAACUAAUGAGAUGCAAAUUUGAUUGAUUA